This is a messenger RNA of Hypanus sabinus (Atlantic stingray), 6494 nucleotides long. Its product is annotated as EH domain-containing protein 2-like. Gene Ontology annotation, molecular function: GTP binding; calcium ion binding; protein binding. The transcript is spliced from 5 exons. Bases 165 to 1775 code for a protein of 536 amino acids. Gene Ontology annotation, cellular component: plasma membrane; cytoplasm. Gene Ontology annotation, biological process: endosomal transport; endocytosis. NCBI's taxonomy places the organism in Eukaryota, Metazoa, Chordata, Chondrichthyes, Myliobatiformes, Dasyatidae. The record is from RefSeq and is a predicted model, not a curated record.
CUCGGGGGGGGGGGGAAAGAAAACCUUCGGAAAACUCUCCGCAGAAGUUUCGCGGCAGCGAGAAGCCGCCGGGCGGAGAUCUCGGGAAGAUCUCGCCAUCUCUUCCCCCUUUCGCCGGGGGCUGACAUUCCGGUGGGCGAAUCUCCAGCAGUCGGAAGGGAACCAUGUUCAGUUGGAUGAAGAAGAACGAGAAGAAGACCCCCGAGGUGAUUCACACCGUGACCGAGGGGCUGAAGCGGCUCUACAAGAACAAACUCCUGCCGCUGGAGGAGUUCUACCGCUUCCAUGACUUCCACUCGCCCUCCCUGGAGGACGCGGACUUCGACAACAAGCCCAUGAUCCUGGUGGUGGGUCAGUACUCCACCGGGAAGACCACCUUCAUCCAAUACCUGCUGGAAGAGGACUUCCCCGGGAGCAGGGUAGGACCUGAGCCCACCACCGACUCCUUCAUCGCCGUCAUGCACGGGGACGUGGAGAGCGUUAUCCCGGGGAACGCGCUGAUGGUGGAUCCCAACAAACCCUUCCGAAAGCUUAAUCCCUUCGGCAACUCCUUUCUCAACAGGUUAACGUGCGCCCAGCUGCCGAACAAGGUGCUGGAGAGCAUCAGUAUCAUCGACACCCCGGGGAUUCUGUCGGGAGCCAAGCAGAGGGUGAGCAGAGGUUACGAUUACCCAGCCGUUCUGCAGUGGUUUGCUGAGCGAGUAGACCGCAUCAUUCUCCUCUUCGACGCCCACAAGCUGGAGAUCUCGGAUGAGUUCUCGGAGGCAAUCCGGGCUCUGAAGGGCAAUGAGGACAAGAUCCGGGUGGUGCUGAACAAGGCCGACCAAGUGGACACCCAGCAGCUGAUGAGGGUCUACGGGGCUCUCAUGUGGUCCCUCGGUAAGGUCAUCAACACCCCCGAGGUCCUCCGGGUCUACAUCGGCUCCUUCUGGUCCGAGCCACUCCUCAUUUCUGACAACCGGAAGCUCUUUGAGCUGGAGGAACAGGACCUCUUCCAGGAUCUCCAGAACCUGCCUAGGAACGCGGCCCUGAGGAAGCUCAAUGAUCUGGUGAAGAGGGCAAGGCUUGUGAGGGUCCAUGCCUACAUCAUGAGCUACCUGAAGAAGGAGAUGCCGUCUGUGUUUGGGAAGGAAAACAAGAAGAAGCAGUUGAUUUCGAAACUGGGACUUAUAUUUGCCAAGAUCCAAUUGGAGCAUCACAUCUCUCCGGGAGAUUUUCCAGACUGCACAAAAAUGCAGGAACAGCUGAUGGUCCAUGAUUUCACCAAGUUCCCCUCACUCAAGCCCAAGAUGCUGGAGUCACUAGAUGACAUGAUGACGUAUGAGAUUGCCAAGCUGAUGCCUCUGGUGAGGCAGGAGGAGCUAGAGAUGCCGGAACAGAUGGUGCACGGUGGAGCAUUUGACGGGACCUCCAACGGACCCUUCAUCGAGGGGAUCGGUGACGGGGUCUACGAGUUGACGGACGAAGAUGAGUGGGUCGUCACGAAGGACAAGCCGAAGUAUGAUGAGAUCUUCUACAACUUGUCGCCCACCGACGGGAAGAUCAAUGGAGUCAAGGCCAAGAACUGGAUGAUCACCACCAAGCUGCCAAACUCCGUCCUCGGCAAGAUCUGGAAACUCUCUGAUGUUGAUAAGGAUGGGAUGCUGGAUGAUGAGGAGUUUGCCCUGGCCAGCCACCUCAUUGAGGUCAAGCUGGAUGGCCAUGGGCUGCCCAAUGAGUUGCCAGGUUACCUGGUCCCCCCGUCCAAGAGGCGGCAGGUGGGAUCGGCUGAGUAACCUCUGCGCGGGAAGCGGGCGGCGGCUUUCUGCUUGAUGAGUGUGUCACUGGUUGCUGCAGGCUGAGGUGAUUGGCCUUUGUGGAAACAGGUGACUAAUAAACAGAUCCUCGGGCUUAUUCUGGAUCCAUGUCAAUUCCAGACUGCCUCCAGGAUCAUGUUCACCUUUCCCCUUGCAAAGUUACACGCUGUCGCUUAAAACCCCAUUUGUGCAUCAAGUGAAGACUUUGGUGUAAGGUGGGUAAAGGGUUAAGGGUGCCCCCCCCCCCCACAGUCCAGAGACCAUUUCCACAGCUCCCUCCCCCAUUUUGCUCCUCUGCUCUUUAUCAUUGAUAUGCUUGUGGCCUCAAAGUUCUUUUGCACGAUUCCUGAGAGCCUUUCACAAGCCCGACUCUGCUGUGUAUCUCAGUCACUGAAGUUGCCCCACUCUUGCCCUGAGGGAAUUUAGAAACCAAAGUGUCCACUGGUCCCGGUAACUGAGAGGGUCUUGGCCUCCCACACCAAACCGGGUUGCGUGUGACACUGGCUCUCACCAAUUCUCACCUGGUGCUGCUGCAAUGGCUUAGCUCGAAGUGGAGGCCAAGGUUAAACAUUAACGCAAACUCAGAAUUCUGCUGCAAAUUCUGAAACUGAUGCAUAAAAUAUUGAGAUAGCAGCAAGUCAGACCUGCACAGGCACCUCCCAGCCCCCACCCAGCUAACAGGAAUCACCCACUGCUCGUUUCCAACACAUCACCUGCAGCCUAUUUAAACACAGCCCUCAUCCACGGUCCUUGUCCACCCAUCGAACCAGCCAGCCUCAACCAGUUACUCCUAACCUUCAGUCACCUUGUUGCCUUGUCGUGUUUAAGUAUCCCUUCUCUCUUGUUUUGGCUUUGUUGUCUUGCAGUUUAUUAUCAAAGCGAUCGCUCACCGCUGCUCUGCGCUUGGGUCAAGCCUCCUCUGCAUUUCCCAACCUGGUGUGUGUCCAACACCAAGAGAGUUGACGUUUCAGACCAGUGACUGCUCUAUCCGAGUAACACACACACACACACACACACACAAAGCACAGGAGUAAUCCUGCAGAUCAGGCAGCAUCCAUGAGGGGAAAUGGACAGUUGACAUCUCAGGUCAAAGGUCAAGAUAUUUAAUCAGGACUGACCGGAAAUGCCGACCAUCCUGACCCACUGAAUUCUUCCUUGGCUUUGCGUGUUGACCCAGGUUCUGGCAUCUGGUGUUCCUGCCUCUCUGUCAGAACUCUCUGAGGAAGGGCCAUCACCCUGAAAUGUCAACUCCUUCUCUGUUCACAGAUGCUGCCCAAGCUGAUGAGUGUUUCCAGUAUUCUCCAAUAUUCACUGUUAGUUCUUGAAUUCUCCAAUCUCUCCUUUUUUCCAAGCUGAAGACCUGGCUUAUUUGACCCUUGGCUGUGGUUCUGCCCUGAUGUCCUCACAGUCCGUUCUCCACCCACCCACCCCAUGUAAACAGAACAGAGUAUAUUCUUUCCCAAGCAUCUAGUGCUAACUUAUUUACUGCCCAUUACACCAUUGGCGUUCAGGGCAGCAAUGAAAGUCCUCCAUCUCCGGCGGUGAUCAGGGGUUCCUUCAUCAUGUCAGUAGCUUUCUCUCGGUUUUCACUACUGUCAGCCAUGCAAGUCCCGGGUGGAGACUCAGGAAUACCGUCACACUCAGAUGUAGAAGGAUUCUUCAUUGCUGUUUCCGUAACAGUUUUGUUUUACCAGCCAGAGUUGUUAGCCCCGAACCUGGAGGACCGGUGGACUACUCUCAGCUUGGCCUCUACCCUCUGACCUGUUUGGCAUGGGUGACCCUACCAAGAGCCAAGGCAUAAAGCCCUGACUCCAGCCAAUGUCCCUCUCCAGGUCAGUCCAGCCUAAAGUGCUUUGUUAGAUUGGUGUAUAUCAAAGUUCGAAGUUGGAGAUUUCAUGCAGCUAAACUUAUUUUUAUAUCUUGUCCAUGUGCAUGCUUGUCUGUCGGUGUAGAGAUUUUAAGAAUUUCCACUUCAGGUUUUGGUUGAGACCAUCAGGACUUUACCCUCAAGGGUAAUAUGUAGUGAACAGUGAGGGAACACUGACCUUUUUUCAUAAACCCUACUCCCAUGAGUCCUGAUGUUCACAAUGAACAAAGUCAAUGCAUCACCAUUGGCUUGUCCAGUGUGACAUCAUGCAUCAUCUCCGCAUGGUAUGGAUUAUAGAGAGAGAGAGAGAGAGAGAGGCCUUCCAUCAAUCACGGUUGACCAUGGAUGUUGCGUCCCAGCUGUCUACAUAAUAUGCAAGCCAUGGCUGUACAACAGCAAGCCGUCGCCCACACUGCAAGCUCCCCCUCUCCACGCAGCUGAUGAAUCGAAAGGAACGGUAGAGACCGAUACAGUCUGAUACCAGCAUCAUUGCAGGAGUUGCCAGUCUGCGUUGAAGUUGAUGUAGGACUGCCUUAGGGACUCCAGCUCGGUAUUUUUCCCUCGGGAUUUACUCCUGAAACCUUCCCCGUGAGGGGGUGUAGCUACAACGCAUCACAGGUUUGAGACCAAUGAAGGCCAACACACCACAUGCCUUCUUAAUCGUACAUUUCCUUGAGUGUUAAGCUUUUGGACCUCCUGUCUUUAAUUGGAAGAGGUUUCCAGUUACUGCCUCCUGCCACUUUCUCCCAAACCCUUUUAUUAUCUCUGGGACCACCUGGCCUCCCAGCUGAGCCGUACAAUUCACCACGGUUAUGGAUGCUCUAAUAAGCAGCAAAUGGACACGCGCAACAAGAGCGAUCUUGGUGAUGAAAGGGGUAACACGUGAAGAGCGUUUGAUGGUUUUGGGCCAACACUUGCUGGGGUUUCGAAGAAUGCGGUGGGAUUUCAUUGAAACCUAUCAAAUAUAGUGUGGACGUGGAGAGGAUGUUUGCCGUAGUGUGGGAGGGCACAGCCUGAGAGUACAAGAACUUCCCUCUGGAACAAAGAUGAGAAGGAAUUUCUUUAGCUAGAGGGUGAUGAAUCUAUGGAAUUCAUUGCCGCAGAUGGCUGUAGAAGCCAAAUCAUGGAGUAUAUUUAAAGCAGAUGUUAAUAGAUUCUUCAUUAGUCAGGAUGUUAAAGGUUAUGUGGAGAAGGUAGAAGAAUGGGGUUUAGAGGGAUAAUAAAUCAGCCGUGGUGGAACGGCAGAGCAGAUUCAAUGGGCUGAAUGGCCUAAUUCUGCUCCUAUGUAUUAUGGAUCAGGAUUACCACCUCCACUUCAACCAGCCUCCCGUUGUCCUUUUCCUCGUGGCCCACCAUUGGUUGCCUGAGGCUCCAGCCUCCCCCCCCCCCCCCCACCCCACAGGCUUCUACCAUUGGCUCCUCCAGAGCAAAUUGGAAAACCAGCUUCCUUCCUUAUUAUCCAAUUAUAUGGCAGCUGUCAUUUUUUGCUGUUUCCCAUUUGUUUCCCCAAAUGUAUUUUACCGGUAACUUUCAAACUAAAACUUUAAAAUGAAUAUUUUAAAACCCCCAGUAAAUUUCCUGCAGUCUUGGCUCUUGACUGUGAUUACUGCUAGACUUGACUAAAGUUGAAGAACAAUCGAGGCCAAUCAGCCCAUCAAAUCAAUGUUAACCAAAAAAUUAACUCUUGGUCUGAGGCCUGUAGUUCACGGCUCAGCAACUUCCCGUCUGAGUUCCUUUAAUGUAUUGGAUGGGAUUCUCCAACACUUUCCCAGGCUGUGGGCCCCAGAUCUGCUUGGAGUAAAAGGAAAUCCUUACACACCCAUUCCCCUGCCCCUCAUCUGUCCAGCAGUCACAUUAAAUCUCUGCUCUCUGCACAGGAGUUGCGAACUCCCAGAGAGCAGGUCGAUGCAGUGGGGAGUUCCAGAUGGUUCAAUUUAAUCUCAGAGAAUGUUUAUAGUAUGCACCCUGAAAUUCAUACUCCUCUCAGACAUCGACGAAACAAAAAAACACAAAGAAUGAAUGACAGAAACAUCAGAACCCCAGAGGCCCCCUCCCCACACACAAGUAGCCGAUAGAAGCAUCGAACCCCUUCCUUUCCUCUCACUUGAAUCCAGCAAAAGCACUGACCCCCCCCCCCACUCCAUGAAAGCAAUAGCAAAAGCCCCCCAAGAGAGUCCUUGAUCUCAACAGUUACACUCCACAAGCCAACACCGGCCUCCCAGACAGGCUCUCUCUCUCAUCAGAGAAGGAGAGCGCGGUCACUCCUGGAACAACGAGAGCAGACCAGCAGCCCGCUGUUCCAAUGUUACAAUCUUCCGCAUCGCUUCUCCGAACCCCCACCUGCCACCAACCAAAGGAUUUAAGGAGAAUGACGAGUAAAAUGUAAAUAGUAAAUGUUGCGCCAAGCAGUCCGACUAUCCUCCCUCUUCUCUGGCCCAUCAGCCCUACUGGGACGUAGGCUGCCGACAGCAGCUCACCAGAGUCCUCUGUGCUGGGCUUCAGCUUUCACCACAUGACUUCAUCUGUCUUCCAGCCGAAGAUCCUUCCUCUCCCAGGAGAUGAGGUCUUCGGAGCUUCUGUCGGCAGUUCAGUAGUCCCACUGUUAGGGAGCGCUAAUGUUUAACAGCCCAGUUUAUCUUAUAGUCAGUAAAGUAUAUUUCACCGAGCAACAGCAAUAUUUCACCCUCUGUGCACAGGAUGAUGAACACUAGCUCUGUCUUUGUUUUAUAAGAUUUUUUAUUCGUUGUUUAUUCUGCCUGAUCUGAUUUAUAGUUUUAUUACAAUGUAUCUUAUGUAAUUGGAUUCUGAAAUAAAACAAGCCUUGUUCAACA